Molecule: messenger RNA, 797 nt
Organism: Dentiscutata heterogama
Lineage: Eukaryota; Fungi; Glomeromycota; Glomeromycetes; Diversisporales; Gigasporaceae
Source: the annotation of a GenBank genome assembly
GACUGCGUCCAAAUUUGAAUGAAAUUUCCGAAAAUCUUCUCACCCUAUCCGAAAAAACUGCUGAUUUUAUACUCAUAAAUAAUUUAGAUAAUUUAUCUGAUUUUUUAGAUAAGUUAUUUAAUGAUUUUGCCGAUUCAACAAACAAUGGACUAGAACUUUCGCAAAUUUCUAAAAGAAUAAGAAAUUUUAUUAAUGGAGAAAACCGAGAACCGCAAAAUACAUUUAAUUCUCUAUAUGAUAGAGAAAAUAAUAACAAUUCGGAAUGGCUAUGCCUUCUUGGAUUUUUUUAUUUAGAAGGAAUCGGAACUGAAAAAAAAUCAAAUAACUGCACGAAUGGUUAUGGGACUGAAAAAAAUUCAGCAACCGCUAAAUUAUUGUAUAAAGAUAUAAGGGAUGAAUGUGCAAGAGCAGCUAAUUCUUUAGGGCUUUGUUAUUUAAAAGGAAUAAGAUAUAAAGGAUAUAAAGCUAAAAAAAAGGCGAUUGAAUAUUUUGGAGAAUCAUACAAAAAGGGCUGUAUUUCUGCAUGUAAUAACUUGGGAAACUGUUACCAGUUUGGAAGAGGGACCAAAAAAGACGAAAAAACAGCAUUUCAAUAUUAUUUAAAGGCCGCUGAAAAUGGCAUUAUAGUAGCUCAAUACAAUACUGCAGAAUGUUUUAGAAAAGGAAGAGGGACAGCAAAGAAUUUAGAUUCUGCAAUAGAAUGGUACAAUAAAUCAGCAGAAAAUGGUCACAAGAAUGCUAAUAAUAAACUAAAUAGCAUUAAUAGGAGCCAAAGAAUAGAUCAAAUUUUCUCUCAA